CUUGUCUAAGUUGAUUUCAUCCGAAGGGGAGGAGUUGGUUCGACGGAGUGGAGCGUGAAACAGAGACGAGGAGACUCCCCGCGUCGCUGGAGUCUAUUGGGGACGAGGAGAUUCCCGUCGUCCCUGCCGGAAUCAUCCGUCUGUUCUGGCCGUCGCAAGGCCAAGGUGGUGCGCCGCUGCUCUACCGUCGCCUGGCCGAGAGACCACGAAUCGGCCGAGGGGUCCGUGAUUUGGGGCCACUCGGAACCAGGAACGACGUGGUGGGACUUCUCCGGCCGAUGGUCCGCUCAUUUGACCGAUGCGGUCCAGCCCGGACGAUGCGGUCCAGUCCGGACGAUGCGGUCGCUUGACGGGGUGGCCUUGUUGUGGCCGAUGCGGUGCUGGCUGAAGCGGUGCCGGCCGAUACAGUGCCGACGAUGUGGUGCCGGACGAUGCGGUGCCGGACCAUGCGUGCUCAGCCGAUGAAGUAUUGGCGGAUGAAGUGCCGGCCAAUGAAGUGUAGUCCGCCGAAAGUGUUGAUGGGUUGCUUAGUUGCUUGGCUGAUUGUGUUGCCGGCCGAUGCGUGCCCAGCCGAUGAAGUAUUGGCGGAUGAAGUGUUGGCCGCCGAUAGUGUUGAUGGCUAAUGCAAUUGCUGGCCGAAGCGCGCAGUUGUGGGCCGAUGGGAAGUUUCCCUUUAUUGUUUAGCCGACGGGAUGCACAGGUGACCGAUGAUGCACAUGAGUACUCUGUUGAGCCAGUCUUUGGCCGAGGACCUGCCAUCCCAGAUUGCUUGGCCGAAGCGGGAAUUCUGGCCGUAGGUGCCCCAUUGGGGCGCCCCUCUUUUGGUUCCCUUUUGUACACUUCAGCCGAGGCGGGGCCGAUGAGAUGCGGCCGACGAUGUAUGCUGCCGAAGCGGGUGCCGGCUGAAGUGGCGUUGACCGAGGCGGUUGCUUAUGCAGUUUCUGGCCGAUGAAGAGCGUUUGAGCGCCGGUGGAGACAAGGGGCCGCUGCCAGUUGCUUUACUUUGAGCCGUGGUGGCAUUUGGCCGCUGUGUGCCGGCUGGGGUUACUCUGAGCGGAUACGCCUUGGAGACUAACAUUCCCCUUUGUUGUUCUCAUUUUUGUUUGCCUUGGCUGAUGUGGAACACUUAGCUGUUGAGGGCGGACGAAGGGAAGCCUGGUGGGGAUCGUAUCAUCCUCCAGUUCCUUCCUCUGUAUUUCACUUUGACUGGCUGAGCAAGCUCUUGACCGAGGAGAUGAGAUGGACUUGGCAGUA
Molecule: messenger RNA, 1254 nt
Organism: Cuscuta epithymum
Lineage: Eukaryota; Viridiplantae; Streptophyta; Magnoliopsida; Solanales; Convolvulaceae
Source: the annotation of a GenBank genome assembly